AUGUUAAACAUUAACAAUGAAAAAAAAAAACUUCCUUCCGUAUCAAAAUGUCGAGAAGAGGUUAGGAUAUUACCACAAAAUCUCUAUAUAUUCGAGAAUGAUACGCAAAAAUGUGAUGAGGCAGAAUCUGUGUUGAUACCAUCCCGAGCUCCUUUUUGUGACUCUCGUGAUUUGAUUGUGAUUUUUUCGUCCGUUGCUGUGUUAUCAAAUGGAACCAACAUGUUGCCUUACAUUUUACUUAAUGUUUCUAUUCGAGUUAAUAACCCAAUAUCAUCUGUUUUUCUUCGACUGGAAUGUUUAGAAGCUCCAAAUUUGGAAGACGAUUACUGUCAUAACCACGAGGAACAGCAUCGAAGGUGGGGGCGUAUGAUAUGGCCUUGUCGCUCUCUGACCCUUACUGAAUCGAAUCUUGUCAGUUAUCCAUAUUUUCUUAGUUAUCAUUGUUUUCGACUUUCUUCUUAUUCUCAUUAUCGUUUAAAUGUGUCAUGUGCUCCAAAUUUGUGCAGGAAAUCGUUUAUUGUCACGAUACCGGAAGAGACUCAAGUGAACCCUGCUAUAAGUCACUUCUAUGAUAAAGAUAUUGCAGAUAAUGACAUAUAUUGGUCACCACUUGCUUCCGUAGAUCUAACUUUGCGAGAUAGAGUGGUGAUUCAUUAUGAGAAGCAGCCGUCUUUGGUAGCUACUGGAAUCUCUGUUGCUGUUUUUGAAACGACUGCUUCCUCUUCUACCCAUCUCUUUACGAAUACAUUAGAUGCUACUGCCGUUGAAUAUGAGUGGAAGAAUGUCCCAGCCGGGAAUUUUACAGCUUAUUUAUAUGUUAGCCGAUUAGACUGUGAUCUAAUAUGUAGCAACGAUACUAUGAAUAAGUGUACUUUAUGUCCAAGUACAAGAAUUCAUUUCACGGUUGAGGAGGAUAAAAUUCGGUUUUCGGCAUCAGUGUAUGGUUUAUUAUCCCAUGAAAUUUACAUCAUUGGUGUUGCGGUGUUGUGUUUUAUUGUUGCGAUAGCUUUUUUUUUUGGUGCCCAAGUGGUUUCACAAGAUGACUCCAGACUUCAUUCUGAGUGUAUCGCUGCAUUUGCAAAAAUACUGCAACACGACGCCAAUAUAGAUGUAUUUAUAGAUCAAUUUGAAUUAAAAUGUUCAGAAACACUUCCGUUGAGAUGGUUCGUUAACAAGUUUGCGGCAGCUGAUCAUGUAGUGCUUAUUUUUUCUGAGGGAGCAAAUGCCAUCCUUCGCGGGGAAAGUCUUAUUCAGCGGCAACCGUUUCCUGAAUUCUUCUCUAUCGCCCUUAAUAUGUUGAUAACAGAAUGCAGUAAAAAUGUCACUAAGCAAUCUGGAAAGCUACUACCAGUAUCAGAAGUGAGCCUACGCUUUGCAUUUGCCUAUAUGACCUAUUCUCCGCCUUCAGUGAUCCCCGAAGAGCUUACCGCUUUACCCAUCAAUAUAUUUAAGGUGCCUGAACAGGUUCAGAACCUCAUUUCAUGGUUGCAUAAUCAACCAUCUGAUAUCUAUGUUGAUAUGUGUAUUGAUAUCUCACAUUUGAAAAGUGCCAUAAAUGAAGUUGUGGAAUACCAAAGCAAGAACCCAGUUUGGUUGGCUGAAAGAUUGCAAACGAAGUACAAGAGUCUUGGACCUAUUUUUUCACUACAGAACAUUCCUUUCCAAUCAAGUUGUUCGGUAUUAACAUCCGACGAACAAGUUCAUAUUGCGAAAACAUUAAAUUUGGAACCACCUGACGUUCAUACCUCAAUGGAAGAGAUUCUUUCUAAGGAAGAUGCUAUAUUUGCUUUGGUAGGAUCACCCGAUGAUAGUAGCGUUGAUUCUGAUAAUCCCAUCUCCGACAGGAUGCAUUUACAGGAGUUCUUAAUAGCGAAACAAAAUUAG
Molecule: messenger RNA, 1884 nt
Organism: Loa loa (African eye worm)
Lineage: Eukaryota; Metazoa; Nematoda; Chromadorea; Rhabditida; Onchocercidae
Exons: 13
Coding region: 1-1884 (627 amino acids)
Molecular function (GO): interleukin-17 receptor activity
Source: RefSeq, a predicted model, not a curated record